Meleagris gallopavo (turkey) is the source of this 789-nucleotide messenger RNA. The record is from RefSeq and is a predicted model, not a curated record. NCBI's taxonomy places the organism in Eukaryota, Metazoa, Chordata, Aves, Galliformes, Phasianidae.
GGCACCUAGUGAAGGAUGAGGGUUCGCCUCGGCCCUUUUGCUGCCCAGUGCCCACGUGAGCCGAGCAGGGGCAGCGCUGCCAAGGUGAAAGUCCACAACAGGAGCCGUGUCGGGUCAGCAUUCAAACGAGCGCCCAGCAGGGCUGGAGCCAUGUCACCCCGAGCCUUCACCCUCCUCGUCCUCCUCGUGCAGGACGCGGCGUCGAGUGUUCAGGGAGAUGUGCUGACCUUCCCCAAGCACGACUCUGGCUUCCUCCGGAGGCAGAAGAGGGAUUGGGUCAUCCCCCCCAUCAGCUGCCUCGAGAACCACCGGGGGCCCUACCCCAUGAGGCUGGUGCAGAUCAAAUCCAACAAGGACAAGGAGUCCAAGGUGUACUACAGCAUCACGGGGCAGGGCGCGGACAGCCCGCCCGUGGGCAUCUUCGUCAUCGAGCGCGAGACGGGGUGGCUGGAGGUGACCGAGCAGCUGGACCGGGAGAAGAUCGAUCGCUACACCCUCUUCUCCCACACCGUGUCGGCCAGCGGGCAGCCCGUGGAGGACCCCAUGGAGAUCAUCAUCACGGUGAUGGACCAGAACGACAACAGGCCCGUGUUCAUCAAGGAGGUCUUCGUCGGCUACAUCGAGGAGAACGCGAAGCCGGGUGCGGGGGCCGGCGGGCGGGCGGGGGGCCGGGAGCCCCGGGACGCAGCGGGCAGCGAGCAGACCCGUUACAGGCUUGGGCAAACAUUAGUGAAAGCAGCCUUGCCUGUGCCACAGUCCCACGCAGGGCCUGUCCUAGCAGCAGAGUAA